CUGCUGGGUGAGGGUGGGUGGUGUCAGGCUCUGGCGUGGAAAUGAUAGAACCCACCGGGCUGGCAGGACUUCUGCAAUGAGAGGUGUCCGUUAUUUAUUUGGAGGAGCAGGGGGCCAGUAGUGGCGCCGGGCGGGGAUGCUUGACCAUUUCUUUCUCUUCUAGACAGUCCCAGCCCGUCUCUGCUCCCCUCCCCCUUCCCCUUACCCCACCCCAAGCGAGUGGGAGAGCUACGGCAGCGGCGGCAGCAUCACUCCCCCAGCCGUCGCUGCUCCGCCCCAUCCCUGUCUGUUUUUCUCUCUCAUUCUCCGUUGGCGGCGGCAGCAGCGGCAGCGGUAGCGGCAGCAACGCUGCAAUGAAUGAUCCUCCGCCCUGGGGAAAGGAUUGUAGGUGAGCGUUUCUGCACACGGAAGGGCCAUGACGGACCCGGGACCCCAGAUGUCCAGGACCCCCAGCUCUUCCGAUCCACUGCCAUAGAACAUUGGAGAGGAGGAGGAGGAGGAGACCAUAUCCCUGCUGCCCACCCCCAUCCUAUUUUCUUCUUUCUUUAUCUCAUUGUUGCUGUUUACAGCCCUGGGUCCCUUCUCCCCAGCAUGGGCCGGGCUCCGGGGGCUGUAUCCUGGCUGGUGAUGCUGCUCCUGUCGCUGCUGCUGCUCCUGCCGAUGCCUGGUUAUUCUGCCUAAUCCUCGUUCCCAGUCCGGGCUGGUGCGGAGAGCUUUGGAGGCCAGAACUGCAGCAGCCGGCGACCAGGCGGGAGGGAGCGGCAGCCACCACCCUAGCCUACAUCCCUUCCUCACCUCAGGAAGCUGCAUGCACGUUGAGGAGCAGCCCCAGUGGGCCGGGACAGCCCAGUGGAUCCAGACUUAAGGGCAGGCAGACAGCCCAGGCUGCUUGAGUGAAGGAGGUGGGACGGGGGCGGGGGUGGGAUAGGGACCUGGGGUGGGGGGAAAGGGACUCCUGUGAGCUGCAGAAUGGCCAAUAAAGCCAAGCCUAGUGAGGCCCUGAAGGUGGUGGCCCGGUGCCGCCCCCUGAGUAGGAAAGAAGAGGCUGCUGGCCACGAGCAAAUUCUGGAGAUGGACGUGAAGCUGGGCCAGGUGACCCUCAGGAACCCUCGGGCGGCCCCUGGGGAGUUGCCCAAGACUUUUACCUUUGAUGCUGUCUAUGAUGCCAGCUCUAAGCAGGCUGACCUAUACGAUGAGACAGUGCGCCCCCUCAUAGACUCAGUGUUGCAGGGUUUCAAUGGCACUGUUCUCGCCUAUGGCCAGACCGGCACCGGCAAGACCUACACCAUGCAGGGCACCUGGGGCGAGCCCGAGCAGCGAGGAGUCAUCCCCAGUGCCUUUGAGCACAUCUUCACUCACAUCUCCCGUUCCCAGAACCAGCAGUACCUGGUGCGGGCCUCUUACCUGGAGAUCUACCAGGAGGAGAUCCGGGACCUGCUCUCCAAGGAGCCCGGAAAGAGGCUGGAGCUGAAAGAGAACCCAGAGACUGGGGUCUACAUCAAGGAUCUCUCCUCCUUUGUCACCAAGAAUGUCAAAGAAAUAGAGCAUGUGAUGAAUCUGGGCAACCAGGCCAGGGCUGUGGGCAGUACCCACAUGAACGAGGUCAGCUCCCGUUCCCAUGCCAUAUUUGUCAUUACAGUGGAGUGCAGCGAGCGGGGGUCUGAUGGCCAAGAACACAUCCGGGUGGGCAAGCUGAAUUUGGUAGACCUGGCUGGAAGUGAGCGUCAGGGCAAAGCAGGCACCAACACAGCUGGAGGGACAGCCACCCAGCCUUCAGGGGGAGGGGGUGGCACUGGAGAAAGGCCCAAGGAAGCAUCCAAAAUCAACCUCUCCCUUUCUGCACUGGGUAAUGUGAUCUCCGCUCUGGUGGAUGGCAGGAGCACCCACAUCCCCUACCGGGAUUCCAAGCUGACCCGGCUGCUGCAGGACUCUCUGGGGGGGAAUGCCAAGACCAUCAUGGUAGCCACCCUGGGCCCAGCCUCACACAGCUAUGAUGAGAGCCUGUCCACCCUGCGCUUUGCCAACAGGGCCAAGAAUAUCAAGAACAAGCCUCGGGUGAACGAAGAUCCCAAAGACACACUCUUAAGGGAGUUCCAGGAAGAGAUUGCCCGUCUGAAGGCUCAGCUGGAGAAGCGGGGGCUACUGGGUAAGCGCCGAAGAAGCAGCCGCAGGAAGAAGUCAGUGGCCCUAGAGGGGUACCCAGAAGGUUCUGUAACUGAGGCCUGGGUUGCUGAAGAGGAAGAUGACAACAAUAAUAACACCCGACCACCCCAGCCUACUCCUGAGGUCCCUCUGGAGAAGAAUAUGGAGAACUACCUGCAGGAACAGAAGGAAAGAUUGGAGGAGGAAAAGGCAGCUAUACAAGAUGACCAUAGCCUGGUCAGUGAAGAGAAGCAGAAAUUGUUGGAGGAGAAGGAAAAGAUGAUUGAGGACCUGAGGCGGGAACAGCAAGCCACAGAGCUCCUGGCCACCAAAUACAAGGCAAUGGAGAGCAAGCUACUGAUUGGAGGCCGAAACAUCAUGGAUCAUACCAAUGAACAACAAAAAAUGUUGGAGCUAAAAAGGCAAGAGAUUGCUGAGCAGAAACGCAGAGAGCGGGAAAUGCAACAAGAGAUGUUGUUGAGAGAUGAAGAAACUAUGGAGCUCCGGGGAACCUAUACCUCUCUGCAACAGGAGGUUGAAGUUAAAACAAAAAAACUCAAGAAGCUCUACGCUAAGCUGCAGGCAGUGAAGGCAGAAAUCCAGGACCAGCAUGAUGAGUACAUCCGUGUGCGUCAAGACCUGGAAGAAGCACAGAAUGAACAGACUCGGGAACUCAAGCUCAAGUACUUGAUCAUUGAAAACUUCAUCCCUCCCGAGGAAAAGAAUAAGAUCAUGAAUCGUCUUUACCUGGACUGUGAGGAGGAGCAAUGGAAGUUCCAGCCAUUGGUGCCAGCUGGAGUUAAUAACAGCCAGAUGAAGAAGCGGCCAACCUCAGCAGUGGGCUACAAGAGACCCAUCAGCCAAUAUGCCCGGGUUGCCAUGGCAAUGGGGUCCCACCCCCGAUACAGGGCAGAGAACAUCCUAUUCCUGGAACUGGACGUGUCCCCUCCAGCCGUCUUUGAAGUGGAAUUCUCUCAUGACCAAGAACAAGAUCCUCGGGCACUGCACAUGGAGAGGCUCAUGCGGCUGGACAGCUUCCUUGAAAGACCUUCCACCUCUAAAGUCCGAAAGUCUAGGUCCUGGUGCCAGAGCCCCCAGCUGUUGCCCUCUUCCACCUCGCAUGUCCCGCUGGCCUCCAGUGCUCUACGUCCCUCAACAAUGCUGGCCCAUGAGUGACAGCCUCCAAGGCCCAUGCUGCCUGGCCUGCGGACUCUGGGGAUCUGGCAGCCAGCCUCCAAACAUCUCAUCUGCGGCUUUGUGUGUGUGCAUGUGUGUGUGUGUGUGUGUGUGUGUGUGUGUGUGUAUGUGUGUGUGAAGGGGUAAGAUCCUGCAGACUGUCCCCCUGCCUUUAACUGUUAGCCUCCUUUAUUUAUUUAAUGUUAUUUAUUCAUGGAGCUCAGCUGGUAUGGGGGAGAAUGACCUUCACUGAGGCCUUUGGGGCUGGCAGCAGCCACGGGCAGCUUCCUUUUCCUCUUGCCAGCAUCUCUCAGAUGGCCCCAGGCCAGUGCCCAUAUCCGCUGUCUCUUGAAGGGAAGGUGGCCAGUGCCUGAGAAGAAGUGUUCUCUGCUACACAUCCCAUGCCGUGGUUUCUAUCUGCUUCUCUGUGGUACUCAGAGGCACCACCGAUCAACAUCUGAUGGUGGAAGAAGGUUGGCUGCUGAGAGAGGAAAAGGAACUUCCCAACAAUGGUGGUUGCUGAAGGCCUGACUAACCAGGGAACCCUGAAGUGCUGCUGAGCUGUAAGGGCUGAAGCCCGAAUUCUUUGGGGCCCAGGUAGCCUCUUUCACUAGGAUACUUCCAAGGACUCAAAUAACCUCAUUGCAUCAGGUCACAACCUUCAGUUUUGAUGCAGAAUCCUGGCUCUUUACAAACUGUUUCCUUCAUUCUCUUGAUCCUUCUCUUGGAUUCUGGGACCAGGGCUGAAGAAGUCACUUGUGGCCAUUUAUAAGAGCUCUAGUUCAAAUUGAAGAUAUUUGGAGAGGGGGCAGUAAUUGGCUCUUCAAGUCUUAAGAUGGGGUGUCUUGCCACAGCCCUCAAAAGGACCCAAGCUCUAAGAAGCAGAAGGGAUCUGUAUCUGCCUGACUUUGGAAAAAAAAAAAAAUCAGUCUUUAUAUCUGGUGCUUCCCUCCGUCUUUCAGCAUAGGGAUAGAGGAGCCUGGCACUUUCUUUACUAGCUUCGCUUAAUAUUAUUAAUUGCUUCUGAAUCCAAGUUCUUUGGGGACAUUGCCUUCUUGAAAAUGUACCUAUCCCUUUGCAGCUAUCAUGUGAAUUAGCCCCUAGAACAGUAAUUCCCAAACCUUGUUAUAUUGGUUGAUGGUGUCUUAUGUCAGAUGAUGUACAGAAUUCUAAAACAAAAACAAAAACAAAGAAACAAACAAAAAAAAAAAAACCCACCUCAAACUUUCAUUUCACUUUAACUUUUUUAAAUACACAUUUGAGAAGGAGGGGCAGAAAUCAUGAAAUCAAAUAAAUGUUUAGAGUGUCAAGACCUUCAGAAGGUUGGGAAUCACUAGUCUAGGGAUUUCUUUAUAUCUGCCUCCAUUCUUAUUCUCUCCUAAUUUCAUGUGACUUCUUUUCAUAAAAGUUUUCAGAUUCUCUUGGUCAUACCACCAAUAGAAUGGGAAUCCCCAUUUAUUGAAGGAAACUCAAGACCCACCAUACCAAAUUGCAUUUGGUAUGUUCAGGGGGCCACUGUUCCCUCACAUAGUCCUGCUCCCCAGCCCCCAGAGAAAUGCACCCAUCCACAGUCCCUGGUCUCUCUUACCUCUCUGAACUUUGCCUUUCUUUGGCUUGAGGUAUUUUCCCUUCAAGCUUCUACCUAGUUCCCAAGUCCCUCUUCUUCGAGGGAAACAGUUAUAUUUUGGAGCAGGAAAGAACUUGAAUCAGAAGGCUAAGCAGGAAGGUUUGACUUGGGCUGAGAUGGCAACUGGCUGGAAGUUUUCCAGGUGCCAUGGGAGGUAAGGGUCUAUCCCUGACCAUACCUCCUGGUCUUGCUAUAGAAGCAAGGAAAGCCUUCUCUCUUGCUUGAGCCUUCAAAAGGUGCAGGAGAUAGAGAUAUUGUCAUCUUUUCACAUUUGCUCAAGGGUGGGGACUCUUUUUCUUCAAUUGCUUUGUUCAUUAUCUAGUCAUUUGGUCCCUCUGUCUUAUAGCACAAUCCCUGACUUCCCCACCCCAGGUCUGAGGUUCUGGACGUGGGGUCAUGAGAGGAGCUUCCCCUCUGCCUGUCACUUGUCUGUGUAUGCGUGUAUGUGUGUGUGUAUAUGUGUUUACCUCACUAAGGGGACUCUUCACAUUCAGUGUAAAAUAUCCUGGGGUCAGGGCUGAUGGGGUUGGCAAGGUCUCAGUCUCUCUCUUUUCCUUCUAAUGGAUCAAACAUUUGAUUAACAAAGUGCAGGCCUUGAUUAGGACCAAAUUUCUGUGCCUGUUGCUAUGGUAUUUAUUUAGAACUACAGAGUUAAGUAUGAUGGCCCUCUUGUCACUCUAUACAUAUGAAUAUACAGGACGUAUUAUAAAUAUAUAUAUAUAAAUAUUAUCCUCUGUCCCCCCUGGCUUAGGAUGGAGGCCUUUCUGUUGAGCUGUUGUGCACCUGCCAUUUGGUGCUGCCAGCAAGCCGUCAGCCCUACUCUAUUCAAAUGAACAAAAUCAACAAUAAAGGAAUGAGUAUCGUUACUGA
Molecule: messenger RNA, 5815 nt
Organism: Sarcophilus harrisii (Tasmanian devil)
Lineage: Eukaryota; Metazoa; Chordata; Mammalia; Dasyuromorphia; Dasyuridae
Gene: KIF3C
Product: kinesin family member 3C
Exons: 8
Coding region: 970-3318 (782 amino acids)
Biological process (GO): mitotic spindle assembly; microtubule-based movement
Cellular component (GO): spindle microtubule; nucleus
Molecular function (GO): ATP binding; plus-end-directed microtubule motor activity; microtubule binding
Source: RefSeq, a predicted model, not a curated record